Musa acuminata AAA Group (dessert banana) is the source of this 1188-nucleotide messenger RNA. RefSeq lists its product as uncharacterized. Bases 444 to 1052 code for a protein of 202 amino acids. The record is from RefSeq and is a predicted model, not a curated record. The transcript has 3 exons. Lineage: Eukaryota; Viridiplantae; Streptophyta; Magnoliopsida; Zingiberales; Musaceae.
ACACGGUUUGAAACAGAUUGUGUCGGUUCGGUUCGGUUCGGUUCGGAUCGGUGCGGUUCCAUUGUAUCUGUAAUGGCGACAACUGAAGUCUUACGUGGGCCCCAUUCGCUUCGGUCAAAUUCAUGACUUGGGGAGCAAACCAACUGAAGUCUUUGUGGGUCCCCUCGUGAUUGGUGCGUUCGAAGAGGAAGACGGACGUGCGAUCGCAAGUCGGGCCGACCUUUACCGCGUGGCACACAACGCGGCUUCACCGUUUCUCAGAAACGGUGUGCGGGACCCAUUCGACGAGUCACGUGAGAGACCACGUCACCUUGUUCGGGGUCGAUGCAACGACCUGUGACCGACUUCGCCCUGCAAACCUGCGUCGUCCCAUCCCGAUCGAUCGAUUGAUCGAGUGAGAGAGAGAGAGUGAGAGAGAGAGAGGGGGGGGGGGGGGCGAGGCGAUGGGGUUGAGAUUGUGGGUGGUGGCGCUUACCUUGGCGUCUUGGUGGUGCAUCCCUGCGGAGGGCGGCGGCGGAGGACGUGACGAAGAAGAAAGGGAACGGGGUCGGUCGCUGCUCGGCUUCACGGAAGCCAAGGGGAACGCUUCCUAUCAGUGCUCUCCCUCCGGGGCUUGCCUCCCUUGCCAGCACUCGGAAAAGAAUGAUGAGAAGUUUCUCUGCAGUGAAACUGGCUAUCAUGUGCCUUUGAAGUGUACAGAAAUCAAACACAGUGACAAGGAAGAAAAUAAGAAUAAAGUGAAGAGAAGGCUGUCCUCUCUUCCAAAGCAUCCAACCAUUGUGCAAAAACAUUUGUUUGAUGCAAUCAACAACUAUAAAGUGAGAAAACUUUUGGAUGAUUCGGUAAAACAGGAAGUUGGGAAUCAGAGCUACAUUACUUACAGGAGCUGUGUACCUGUCAUCGGUGAAGAGAAAUUAUCUGUUUUUGGUUUUGAGGUGAUUAUGGGGGGGUUGUUACUUAUAAGUGGGCCGGUCGUGUAUCUGCGGCAAAAGCGUAUAUCUAUUCAGGGGGUUGGAUUCAUGAAGAUCCCAGCAACUGUUCCUAAGCUCUAAUGUUGUGGAGCAGAUAAAGGAUAAUACAACACAAUGUUUCCUGCAGAUAGACACACUAUUGCAUCUGCUAAGAGUUUCCUGUGCCAUGUGUUUCUAGCAUAUCAUUAAAAAAAAUAUAUCACUUGUAUUCAUUGAA